This is a messenger RNA of Quercus robur (English oak), 1448 nucleotides long. RefSeq names its product protein SRG1-like. The record is from RefSeq and is a predicted model, not a curated record. NCBI's taxonomy places the organism in Eukaryota, Viridiplantae, Streptophyta, Magnoliopsida, Fagales, Fagaceae. The transcript has 4 exons. The coding region runs from base 198 to 1265 and encodes 355 amino acids.
AAAAUAUCCAGUCAAAGUCCAAAGCCUAUGUUAUCUUAGUAUUUGGUACAAACGCAAAACGCACAAACAUCUAUUGGCAAACGCACGCUAAGUACUUUUGUCUGUCAUUUACUCUCAACUCUCUUGUAUUGCAGUGGAAAGCCAAAUAAUUGGAGAGAGAAAAACAAGCUUUGUGGCCAUGGGUUAAUUUGGCAGUUAUGGAAGAAAUAAAAGUAACAAAUCUGGGGAGCUCUCUUCCGGUACCUUGCGUUCAAGAGCUAGCGAACGAGGCACUGACUACGGUGCCACCAAGAUAUGUACGGUUGGAUCAAGACCCUCCUUUUGUAUCUGACACCUCUUCGUUACCCAAAGUUCCAGUCAUCGACAUGCAAAGCUUAACUUCCAAGGAUCUCAUGGACAAGGAGCUGGAGAAGUUGCACCAUGCUUGCAAACACUGGGGUUUCUUUCAGUUAAUAAACCAUGGGGUGAACACUUCACUAUUAGAGAAUGUGAAGUCGGGCAUUCAAGAAUUCUUUAAUCUUCCGGUGGAAGAGAAGAAGUUGUUUUCACAACAAACAGGAGAUAUAGAGGGUUUUGGGCAAGCCUUUGUUGUGUCUGAGGAGCAGAAGCUUGAUUGGGCAGACUUGUUCUACAUGAUCACACUUCCUGUCCAUUUGAGGAAGCCUCAUCUGUUUCCUAAGCUCCCUCUUCCAUUCAGAGAUACCUUAGAAGCUUACUCUCUUGACUUAAAAGCUCUUGCGAUGAAAAUCCUUGACCUCAUGGCAAAAGCUCUCAAAAUGGAAGUUUUGGAUAUGAAAGUGUUGUUUGAAGAAGGGCAUCAAGCCAUGAGGAUGAACUAUUAUCCUCCAUGUCCCCAACCAGAGCUUGCUAUUGGCCUCAGUUCUCACUCUGAUGCAGUUGGUCUAACAAUCCUCCUACAAGUUAAUGAGAUGGAAGGUCUCCAGAUAAGACAAGAUGGGAUGUGGAUUCCCGUGAAACCCCUCCACAAUGCUUUUGUUGUCAACAUCGGAGAUAUUUUGGAGAUUGUGACGAACGGUAUAUUCCGUAGCAUCGAACAUCGAGCAACAGUUAAUUCAGAAUGUGAAAGACUCUCUAUAGCUACAUUUUACAGCCCAAAGCUGGAUGGGGAUAUGGGACCAGCACCAAGCCUUGUUAAGCCAGAGAGGCCUGCAUUAUUCAAAAGAAUAGGGGUUGCAGAUUACUUCAAGGGAUUUUUUUCCCGUGAACUCCAUGGCAAAUCGUACGUGGAUGCCAUGAGGAUCUAAAAGGAGGAAGAUAAAAGUAUUUGAACAUAUUACACAUGUAUUAAUGUGAAUAUGAGUACCCUUAAGACCUUAUAAGGAAAUAAAUGUUACAGGAAUGAUUGGAAAACAUCAUUAUUUUUAUGUGAGUGCAAACUAGUACUACUGUUAAUAAUCGCUAUUAUAUUCAGGCCAGCUUGUGAUGAA